AUGAGAUUUCACUUCGAUCCAAACAAUGUUAAUCGAAUCAAGUAGUAAUAACAGGAGAAGCAAUAGAAAUAACCGAAAAUAGAAUUGCCAGACUCACAGAAUACAGUAUAAGUAGUGCCACAGAUUUCAAUAGAGUUGCCAAAUGAGAAUUCAAACGCAGUAAAAUAGAUGUAAAUUUAGGAAGUGCCUCAAGGGAACGAUGCAUAGAAAAUAAUACCAGAACUAAAUCAACACAUCUAUGAACCCAAGGAAUCAUGGGAGAAAUUGCCCGAUUAUCCAUUAGUCAUCCAAGACCUUGUGGUUCCUGAUUGCGAUCAAAAUGAGAUUUAUCUGGCUUUAUACGAGCAGUAUUUCAAUGAAGAGAUUGUGAAAUUUAAGGAACACUAUUCCUAGUAUAAAGAACUAAUUUUUUACUGUGAAAAGAUGCAAGCUAUGAUGACUGCCUUUCUUAAGAAGGAGAGAUAACUGAAGGAAAAGUAUUGUCAACCCACUCAAAAGGAUUUGCCGUACCACAUAAAGAAAUUGGAGUAUCUUUAAUAGAUUAAGGAGUAUGAAAAGUCUAUUGAGAAAUUCUUGAAGGCUUAGGCAAAAAUACGAUAAAUGUUGCCACACGAGAACCUGCAACAUGCAAGCAUAUAAAUGAUCAAUCACGUUUCAUAUGAUUAAUCAUAAAACCACGAUAUUUUUAAUCAAAGAAUUAGCGAGUUUCUGGAAAAGAAUUAGCACCUGAAGGAUCAACUGCAAUAAAGAACAACCCAACAUGUAUUGAUUGUUAUGGCAUGUUUACUAGUUCGCAAAGUUAUUGAAUGA
Messenger RNA from Paramecium tetraurelia, 810 nucleotides. RefSeq lists its product as uncharacterized. The record is from RefSeq and is a predicted model, not a curated record. NCBI's taxonomy places the organism in Eukaryota, Ciliophora, Oligohymenophorea, Peniculida, Parameciidae. The transcript has a single exon.